Molecule: messenger RNA, 1224 nt
Organism: Cydia splendana
Lineage: Eukaryota; Metazoa; Arthropoda; Insecta; Lepidoptera; Tortricidae
Exons: 2
Coding region: 1-1224 (407 amino acids)
Source: RefSeq, a predicted model, not a curated record
AUGGAUAGAUUUUUAACAAAAGGCGAAAAGUCCAAAUCCGUUACUAUCCCUUCUGUUACCACUGCGACAGUUACUAAUACUACAACCUCUUUGACCACCACUACCGCAUCUUCUGCUGUUCUUACAUCUACAACCUUUGUAGCCAAUGUGACGACAUCUGCGUAUGUUAAACCUGUAGCGUCUACUUCGAAAGCUGUUCCAAACGUUUCCAAAAAUGAAAAAAUAUCCGUUGAAUCUAUGACACAUUUUUCCGAAGCAUCUGAUGAUGAUGAUGAUGACGAUGGACCACCACCUGCUAAGAAAACAAAAUCUAAAGACACUAAAGGAAGUAAAGAAUUCAACGACAAGUGGCUCACAAAUGUGCUUUAUCGAAAUUGGCUUGUAAAAAAAACCUUUCCGAAUGAAUCGAGCGCAUGCGCAUAUUGCAAAGUGUGUGACGAAAGAUUUAUUAACCAUAAGGGUUCCCUCGACAAACAUAUGAAAUCAGGGAAACAUGCCACUAAUAUGAGGACCGUGGCUUCGCACAAACCAAUAGACAAAAUAAUUAUUCCAAAUACAGAAGAUGACGCAAUUAAAAGGGCAGAAGUAAAAAUUUGCGCAUUUGUGGCGGAACAUAACUUACCUAUAUCCUUAGUGGAUGAUUUGGUACCUUUUAUGGCAAACAUCUACCCGGAUUCGACUAUAGCUCAAAAAGUCACCUUAGGUCGAACCAAGGCAACAAAUAUGUUGACAAAAUUAAUUGCCCCCGCUUGUACAUAUGAAAUAUUAAAAGUAAUAAAAGAACCAGGCAAUUUUUUCAGCAUAAUUAUGGACGAGACUACGGACAACACCAUAAAAAAACAAUGUGCGCUAUCAAUUAUAUAUCAUGAUGGAACCAAAGUCCAAACUUCCUUCUUAGAUAUAUACGAAGUUGGUUCCGGUAAAGCGGAAGAUUUGUGUCAAGCAUUAUUAGACUGGUUAAAAUCGCAUGCAAUACCACUCACAAAUUUCAUAGGAUUCGCCAGCGACACGACAAAUAGCAUGGUUGGAGAAUACAAUUCCGUGUUUUCCCACUUAAAACAGCAUGUGCCUGAAAUAACAUGUGUUAAAUGCAGCUGCCACAUGAUUCACCUUGUCGCAUCAAAGGCUUGCCUAAAGCUUCCACGCUCGGUAGAGGACAUGCUUAAAAAUAUUGCGAUGGCUCUCGCUCAAAGCUUGUGUGGACAGGACCCUGUCACAAUUUGA